Molecule: messenger RNA, 1692 nt
Organism: Pedinophyceae sp. YPF-701
Lineage: Eukaryota; Viridiplantae; Chlorophyta; Pedinophyceae
Source: the annotation of a GenBank genome assembly
AUGCUCGCGGGGGCAGCGCGGGGGCUCGCUGCCCGGCGCAGGCAGCACGCAGCCGCGUUGGUCCGCGAGCGCCUCGUCCCCACUGCGCUGUGCGACGCCCUGCCGAACGGCGCGCCCGGGAACAGGGCGUACCGGGAGGGGGGGCCGCUGCGGGCGUGGCUGGCGGCGUACGGCGCGAACAUCGAGCACGUCGAGUUCCGCGAGAUCUGCAGGCCCGCGGGCGCGGGCGACGGCGCGGCGGCGUCCCCGCAGGACGUCGAGCGAGGGGUGUUUCCUCGACCCUCCCUCUUCCUCGCACGCCGCGCCCUGGGGCUGGCGGCGGGCGUAGCGGCCUGGGCCGGCAUGGUCCUGCCUCUGGGCAUCCACGGCGACGUCGAGGUCGCGUCCUUUCCGACGAAGCUGGCGUUAACGGCGCAGGCCGCUCGCGAGGACCCGCACAUAGGUCAGGUGCUCACGGAGCUCCACGAGACCGGGAUCGUGGACGACGAAACGACGCUCGUGCUCUAUCUCACCGCGCACAAGGUCGCGGGCGAGGCCUCGCGGCUCCUGCCGUACCUGUCGUCUCUCCCGGACCGCACCCCUACCCCGCUGUGGCUCCCCCCGGACCAGCUCGACGCCUGGCUGGCCGGCACGAACGCGCACAAGGCCACCAAGGCCCUCCAGGGCCACCUCCUCCAGCUCUGGCCCAAGGUCCAGCCGGUCGUCCGCCAAAUGGCCAUGGCGGUCGGCGGCGCGGGCGUGCCAGAGCCGGGCUUCGGAGACUUCGUGUGGGCGCACAGCAUGUUCUGGUCGCGCAGCGUGGAGCUCCCGUCGGGCCCGGACGGCGCCCCGCAGUCCGCCCUCGUCCCCGGCCUCGACAUGUUCAACCACGCGCCAGGCGCACCGUUCCGGUAUGAGCCCAAGGCCGGGAGCGUCGCGGUCGUCGCGCCGUGGUCGGCCCUGCGCGCCCUGGGCCGCGCGGGCGGCGACGGCGAGCUCACGAUCGACUACGGCCGCGCGGUCAAGUCCAACGAGGAGCUGCUGUUCCACUACGGCAUCGUGGAGGCUGCCGCGGGGCCCGCGGACGUCGUCGCGCUCCUGUGCCCACUGCCGCCGCGGGCCGAGUGGGACGACCGCCUCGAGGCGCAAGCGGCGUGCAUGUACGUCGCGGGCGGCUCGCCGCGGAUCCUCCUCCCCCCGCUGGACGCCCGGCAAACAGCACGGCGCGACCCGGCGCGGAAAGGCUCGGUCCUGAGCCGCGCGGGGCGCCCCGGCGCGCUCAAGGAGCUGCUCGCAGCCGUCCCGCACGACGGCAUGGUCGGGCUGCGGGCCUUCGCGACCCCGGGCAUCGAGGCGGCUGCGAUCGCGGAGGCCGGCAAGGACCCGGAGUGGGGUCCCGCGGACACCUGGGACGCGGGCACGCAGCUCUCGGUGGUCACGACGCUCGCGCGGCUCCUGGAGACGCGCAUUGUCGACCUCGAGGGGCCGGAGGGCACUGGGCCGCUGGAGCACGACAUCGGGCUGCUGGAGGGCUCCGCGGCGGACGCGCACCCGCUGGAGCCGCUGGAGGAGGCGUGCGCGAUGUACCGGGCGCAGCAGAAGCGCCUCACGCGCGAGUGGGCAGUGUUGGCACGCGCAGCAGUGGCGGAGCUCUCCGGCACGAUGGCGGCGCGCGCCCCGCCGUCGCGCGGCGGCGCCCGGACGCAGCAGUAA